AUGCUCGUUUACAACUGGAAGCCCGGCGAGAACUCCCGCCUUGAUAACAACGACCACUCCAUCCAAGUUAUAUUCACUGCGGAAACCAUCCUCGUCAUCCUCGCGAGCUCCAUCAACUUCUACACUAUCCCUCCCGUCCUCACCGGGAAAGCACACACCUCCCUUGCUACUUCUUCGGAUGGGUCGACGGCGCCAACGCCACACUGA
This is a messenger RNA of Desarmillaria tabescens, 207 nucleotides long. RefSeq lists its product as uncharacterized. The record is from RefSeq and is a predicted model, not a curated record. NCBI's taxonomy places the organism in Eukaryota, Fungi, Basidiomycota, Agaricomycetes, Agaricales, Physalacriaceae. The transcript is spliced from 2 exons. The coding region runs from base 1 to 207 and encodes 68 amino acids.